AUGGAAUCAUCUAAGGAUGUUCAGAUGGUUUCUAGUGUGUUCCUGGGAAGUGCAGAUAUUGCUAGUGGGAUGAUAACUACAGUUAAACUUGAUGGAACCAAUUUUUUUGAGUGGUCUCAAUCUACUAAAUUUACCAUUACUAGGAGAGGUAAAUUGGGAUUCAUCACAAGAAAGGAGGUAAAGCCAAAUCUUGAAGACCCAAAAAUUGCAAAGUGGGAACAGGAUAAUUCCCUUGCGACGUCAUGGUUGAUUUGCUCAAUGCAACCUCAUAUUGCCCGAAACUACAUGUUUCUUCCAACGGCCAAGGAUAUUUGGGAUAGAGUUGUUGCCACUUAUUCCCAAGUUAAUAAUACAGCUAGAGUGUACCAGCUUCAGAGGGAAGCUUGUAAAAUAGAUCACUUGAAAGCACUCGUAUGGAAGAACCCUGAAGAUGGUGAGCAAUAUCGGAAGUAUAUAGAAGAUAAUAGAGUCUUUGAUUUCUUGGCUCGCUUAAAUCCAGAGUUUGAUUUUACCAGGCAACACAUUCUUAGUGUUGGCGUUGUCUCUCUGGCUUCCGCUUACUCCCUUGUACAAGGGGAAGAAAGUCGAAGGACCACUAUGAUGCAACCUCCUAUGAUUGAUCACUCUGCUUUUAUGUCAUCUCAACCCAAGCAAAAAACUAGCAAGCACCCUAUUACUGAGAAGGCUGAGGAUGUUAUUUAUGAUUAUUGCAAAAACCAAGACACACUAAGGAAAGGUGUUGGAAGCUAA
Molecule: messenger RNA, 750 nt
Organism: Nelumbo nucifera (sacred lotus)
Lineage: Eukaryota; Viridiplantae; Streptophyta; Magnoliopsida; Proteales; Nelumbonaceae
Source: RefSeq, a predicted model, not a curated record